UACCUUCAUUUACUCCAUCGUUACUUCAUUCUCGCCUUUUCUCUUUCUUUACCUACAUUUUCUCCUUUUUUCUCCAUCUUUACCUCCAUUGUGUCCGUUUAUCUCCAUCUUUACCUUCAUUGUGUCCUUUUUUCUCAAUCUUUACCUUCAUUCUCUCCUUUUCUCUCCAUCUUUACCUCAAAUGUUCUCUUUUUCUGCAUCUUUGCCUUCUUUUCUCUAAUCUUUCCCUUCAUUUUCUCUUCUUUCCAUCUUUACCUCCAUUCUCUCCUUUUAUCACCAUCUUUACCUUUUAAUCUCACAUUUUCUCUCCACCUUUACCUUCAUUCUCUCCUUUUCUCUUUAUGUGCAUUAUCUCUCUUUCUCUCUCCAUCUUUACCUCCUUUCUCUCCAUCUUUACCUCCAUUCUCUCUUUUUCUCUCCAUCUUUACCUUCAUUCUCUCCUUUUCCCUCCAUCUUUACCUCAAUUUUCUCCUUUUUUCUGCAUCUUUGCCUUCUUUUCUCUCAUCUUUCCCUUCAUUGUCUCCUUUUCUCUCAAUCUUUACCUACAUUAUCUCCUUUUAUCACCAUAUUUACCUUUUAUUCUCACCUUUUCUCUCCAUCUUUACCUUCAUUCUCUCCUUUUCCCUCCAUCUUUACCUCAAUUUUCUCCUUUUUUCUGCAUCUUUGCCUUCUUUUCUCUCAUCUUUCCCUUCAUUGUCUCCUUUUCUCUCAAUCUUUACCUACAUUAUCUCCUUUUAUCACCAUAUUUACCUUUUAUUCUCACCUUUUCUCUCCAUCUUUACCUUCAUUCUCUCCUUUUCUCUCUCUCUUUACCUACAUUUUCUCCUUUUUUUCUAUCUUUACCUCCAUUUUGUCCAUUUAUCUCUAUCUUUACCUUAAUUGUCUCCUUUUCUCUCCAUCUUUACCUUUAUUCUCUCUCUUUCACUCCAUCUUCUCUCCACGUCAUCCUCCAUUCACACGUCACUUCCUGUGCAGAGCUUCCAGAGGUGUUCCUCCUCCAGAAGACGCCAUCCUCUCCGGUCACCUGCAUGGCGACAGGUUUCUACCCCGACCUAGCCGACUUGUUUUGGAGGAAAGACGGCGAGCAGAUCUUCGAGGACGUGGAGCACGGAGAGCUGCUCCCCAACCACGACGGAACCUUCCAGAUGUCGGUGGAGCUGAAAGUGGAGGUGACGGCCGAGGUGGAGGGCAAGUACGAAUGUGUGUUCCAGCUGUCUGGCGUCAAGGAGGACCUGGUCACCAAGCUGGAGAGAAGAAGCAUCCUGAGCAACGCAAGCCAUGAAGGCAACGUGAGCGUCACUGCCACGCUGGCGGUCCUCGCUGUGGUGGUCCUCCUGGCGGCCGGCGUCUUCAUCAUCAUCUUCAUCAUCAAGCGUCGCCGAAGCAGACAAGGUGAGGGACACAAAUGUUUUCUCUUUCAGGAAGACGCGAAAAAGUCUCUGCCUUCAUUCAUGAGAUGUGAAUUUCACCUGCUUUCUCUUUCAUUUCAGCCGAAUACGAUCCAGCUGGUAAGUAAAACAUCUUCUCUUUCUUGGAAACCAUAACAAUAAACAAAGCAGUGGUGAAGCAUCACUCACACACUUUGUAAGUUUACCCCCACAAAGAUUUAAGUUAUUAAUAUCAUUUAUUACAUAUUCAUCUUUGUUAUAUACCUUUAUGUCAGUUAUAUUCCAUAUAAUAUUGACUUUCUGUUUCUGUUACCACCAAAAUUCUGGAUUGUUGGUAUCUUUGUAAGGGUCAACUUGCAAACUUCCUGUUUUAAGGUGUGAUGUAGACACGUGUUACAAGUUCAGCAGGAAAAUAAAAGCUUCCCUCCAUUAGGAGUAGCUUGAUACUCGUGUAAGCGCACGCAAUAGAAAGUAUCACAGCCAACUUUUGAUGAGUCGUCAUGAUAACGAACAUCAAGGGCCUGAUCUACUAAAGGUUUGUGUGUAUUAAAAUAUGUGCAAACCUGAUCUAAUUAAUUUGUGUGCAGAGUCUCUGAAAUGAGCAAAGUAGAGAGCGCAAUCCAUUAAGCGUGUCUGUCUUCAUGUAUGUGCAGAAUAUAUGCUGAUUAUCAAUCCCCCACAAUAGUAGGAGGAGGAGAUACAAAUGUAACUAAAUGAGGCAAUUCCUGAAGGAAUUGCGUGUGAAUGCUCCAAUGCUGAAGUUGAACUGAAAUGCUGACAGAAUGUAGUAUGAAUGUAAGAAUAGAAGAAAGUUUGAAUGUUGAAGAGUUUGAAUUCCCAGGAAAACCGGAAUUUGGUUUGAAACUUGGGAAAGUGUUAGUUUGAAUGUCCAGGAUGAGAGGAAUGUGUUAAUGUUGAAAUGCUUUGAAUAGAUUGAAAAAUGUGGGAAUUGCGCAACUUGGAAAAAUGUCCCAUUCAUUUCAAUGGGAACUUCCUGGAAAAUUGGAAUUUUUUAGAAAAUGAUUAGGAGCAUGAAUAUCCUGAAUGAGCUGAAUUUGUUGGUGUUGGAAUUGUUUGCAUUGGGCAAAAAAUUUAAAAAUAGUAAAUGGUAUUUGGCAAUUUGUUGGAAAAUGGUAAAAAAAAACCAUGAAUGAGUUGAAAUGGUUGGUGUUGGAAUUUUUCAAAUCGGUCGAGAAAUGUUGAAAUAGUAACAUGUUGAAUUGAGAAAUGGUAUUCCUGGAAUUAGUUUUUUGUCCUGAUUAAGAGGAAUGUUUUGACAGUAGAAUGGUUGAAAUGCGUUGAAAAAUGUGAAAGGAGUAGUCGCCAGAAAAAAGGGUGAAAAUGGGGCUUUGGAAAACCAGGAAUUGUGGAUAAUCCUGGAAUUUUUUUUAACUUGAAAAAAGGGAAAUUUGAAUUUCCAGGAUGGUGGAAUGUGUUGAAGGUGGAAUGGUUUAAAUAGGUAGAAAAAUGUGGAAACGGUGGAAGUUUGAAAUGGCCAAUUCAUUUGGAAUGGGAAAAAUGUCCUGGAAAAUCUGGAAUUCUGGGAAAUCUUGGAAUUUUUCAAGGGAAAGCCCGUGAUUCCCGAAUAGGCUGAACAGUUUGAAGUUGGAACGGUUUGAUUCGGGUGAAAAAUAUGGAAGGUAGAACGCGCCAAAAUCUUAACAAGAAGAAGAAGUUUAAUAAUAAAUAGAUGAAUUUUGGUGUAGAAAACCAUAUUAGUGAAUGUUUGGAGCAUUCACACAAUUAUUUAGCAUCUCACACAGAACAGACUCAAGAAUAAAGAUCAAGAAGCCAGUAAAAAAGAAGAAGAUGAAAUGGGCAAAGUGAAAGGAAACAGAGGCAUGGCACUAAGCUAUCCAUACACUUGGGUAAAACUGAAUCCAUCCUGUUUGGGUCCCACAUCAACCUUAAGAAAGUCAAUGACUUCACUAUAAAAGUGGGUGACAUUGUUAUCACCAGGAAGGAUGAGGUCACCUACCUAGGUUCCAUUCUAGAGGCUGAUCUUUCCUGUGAUAAAAUGGCAACCAAGGUAAUCAAAAAGGUCAACCAACGAACGAGAUUUCUCUCUAGAAUCUACUACUACCGCAACCUACUAAUAAAAGUCUCAAUCAAUCAAUCAAUCAAUCAAUAAUGGGACACUUAGGUGACUAAGACACUGGAGGGCUGGUUGCACAUGAGCCUUGAAGCCAAGCUUAACCUGUUUGGAGACUUAGUCUUAGACUAGUCAGGAAGUAGAAGAGCAGAAUUCUGCUUCUUGAUGCUUCUGAUUGAAUUGACAGCUGCAAAGAUGUGAUAUGAGUGA
Molecule: messenger RNA, 3690 nt
Organism: Nerophis lumbriciformis (worm pipefish)
Lineage: Eukaryota; Metazoa; Chordata; Actinopteri; Syngnathiformes; Syngnathidae
Product: major histocompatibility complex class I-related gene protein-like
Biological process (GO): immune response
Cellular component (GO): external side of plasma membrane
Source: RefSeq, a predicted model, not a curated record